AUGGCCUGGGUCCAGUCAACACCAGGCUCAGGUGGACGCGCCGCAUCCCCGACUGUUUUCGAGCAGCAGCGGGAGGAAUUAGUCCGGGACAUUGCAGUGGGUAUGGAGCAGGUUCUUCAAAAUAUCAACCGUCUGAAUCGGAAUCUGGAGAGCGUUAUCGCGGUUGGGAAUGAAUUCGGGUCUGUGGAAGCUCUAUGGUCUCAAUUUGAGAACUUUAUGGGACGGCCGGAAGAGGAGGGUGAAGAGGGCAGCAAUGGCAAUGGGAAUAGCCAUGGGAAGCGGAAAGUGAGUGGGGAGAGCGAUGUACCCAUCAAGUCAGAGAUUAAACAGGAGCCUGAGGAGGGUGAGUCGACUGUCAUGCAGUGA
This is a messenger RNA of Penicillium arizonense, 366 nucleotides long. Its product is annotated as DASH complex subunit DAD1. Gene Ontology annotation, cellular component: spindle microtubule; DASH complex; mitotic spindle. The record is from RefSeq and is a predicted model, not a curated record. The transcript is spliced from 3 exons. NCBI's taxonomy places the organism in Eukaryota, Fungi, Ascomycota, Eurotiomycetes, Eurotiales, Aspergillaceae. Bases 1 to 366 code for a protein of 121 amino acids.